Molecule: messenger RNA, 1552 nt
Organism: Microplitis mediator
Lineage: Eukaryota; Metazoa; Arthropoda; Insecta; Hymenoptera; Braconidae
Gene: rept
Product: ruvB-like 2
Exons: 5
Coding region: 150-1541 (463 amino acids)
Biological process (GO): chromatin remodeling; box C/D snoRNP assembly; regulation of transcription by RNA polymerase II
Cellular component (GO): Swr1 complex; R2TP complex; NuA4 histone acetyltransferase complex
Molecular function (GO): ATP hydrolysis activity; DNA helicase activity; ATP binding
Source: RefSeq, a predicted model, not a curated record
CGCCAAAUGCAAUACUCAAAAAACUACAGUGUUAUCAUUGGCUGUAGGGUAGCAUACGAGAGCGCUCUCUCAGGCCAGCUGGGGAACCAUUAAAAGUAAUAAAAAAGAAAAAAACCAAUAGCCAAUAGCUAAUGUAAUUGAACGAAACGAUGGCGGCCGUAGCAGCAGCAAAAGUACAAGAAGUACGAGAGAUAACAAGAAUUGAACGGAUUGGGGCUCAUUCUCACAUCCGAGGUUUAGGAUUAGAUGACAGUCUUGAACCACGUCAUGUUUCUCAAGGUAUGGUGGGUCAAGUUACUGCUCGACGAGCUACUGGUGUUAUCCUGGAGAUGAUUAAAGAAGGAAAAAUAGCAGGACGUGCUGUCUUGCUUGCUGGACAACCAGGUACAGGUAAAACAGCUAUAGCUAUGGGACUGGCUCAAGCUUUAGGUCAAGACACACCUUUUACAUCAAUGGCUGGAUCAGAAAUUUAUUCAUUGGAAAUGAGCAAAACUGAAGCAUUGACUCAGGCUAUCAGGAAAUCUAUUGGAGUAAGAAUAAAAGAAGAAACAGAAAUAAUAGAAGGUGAAGUUGUUGAAAUCCAAAUUGAUAGGCCAGCUACUGGGGUUGGAGCUAAAGUUGGAAAGUUGACUCUUAAAACAACGGAAAUGGAAACUAUUUAUGAUUUGGGUAAUAAAAUGAUUGAUAGCUUGAUGAAAGAAAAGGUUCAAGCCGGAGAUGUAAUCACAAUUGAUAAAGCAACAGGAAAAAUCAACAGACUAGGACGUUCAUUUACGCGUGCUCGAGAUUAUGACGCAACAGGAUCACAGACUAGAUUUGUGCAAUGUCCUGAAGGAGAGCUACAAAAGCGUAAAGAAGUCGUACAUACUGUUUCGUUGCAUGAAGUCGAUGUUAUUAAUAGCCGAACUCAUGGAUUUUUGGCAUUGUUUUCUGGAGAUACAGGUGAAAUAAAGUCUGAAGUACGAGAGCAAAUUAAUGCUAAAGUUGUCGAAUGGAGAGAAGAAGGUAAAGCUGAAAUUGUACCAGGAGUUUUGUUCAUUGAUGAAGUUCAUAUGCUUGAUAUGGAAUGUUUUUCAUUCCUUAAUCGUGCUCUGGAAAAUGAAAUGGCACCUAUCGUAAUUAUGGCUACUAACAGAGGAAUAACCCGAAUUCGAGGGACUAAUUAUAAAAGCCCUCAUGGCAUUCCAAUCGAUCUUCUUGAUCGUAUGAUUAUUGUUCCAACUAGUCCAUAUCAAGAAAAAGAUCUAAAAGAAAUUUUGAAAAUUCGAUGCGAAGAAGAAGAUUGUGAAAUGGCUGAUGAUGCUCUUACAGUUUUGACUAGAAUUGCUUUAGAAACAUCGUUAAGAUACGCUAUUCAGCUUAUUACCACAGCGUCGUUAGUUAGUCGCAAAAGAAAAAGCACAGAAGUUAGUAUUGAUGAUGUAAAACGAGUUUAUUCACUGUUUUUGGAUGAAAAUAGAUCUACUCAAUUUCUGAAAGAAUAUCAAGACGACUUUUUAUUCAACGAACUUCCUGUUGAACAACCUAUGGAUAUCGCAUAAAAAUAAUAUUA